Messenger RNA from Megalops cyprinoides (Indo-Pacific tarpon), 3794 nucleotides. Its product is annotated as sodium-driven chloride bicarbonate exchanger-like. Gene Ontology annotation, biological process: transmembrane transport; regulation of intracellular pH; monoatomic anion transport. Gene Ontology annotation, cellular component: plasma membrane; basolateral plasma membrane. Bases 334 to 3606 code for a protein of 1090 amino acids. NCBI's taxonomy places the organism in Eukaryota, Metazoa, Chordata, Actinopteri, Elopiformes, Megalopidae. The record is from RefSeq and is a predicted model, not a curated record. Gene Ontology annotation, molecular function: sodium:bicarbonate symporter activity; monoatomic anion transmembrane transporter activity; solute:inorganic anion antiporter activity. The transcript is spliced from 27 exons.
UGGACCAUGUGAACGCUAGAACUCAGUGCAUUUAGAAUGGCACAGAACGUCUCGCUCGGAGGGGUUUUCAGAUCCGCGUUUGCCUCUUGCCUUGCCCCCUCACGUCAUGUGAACGGAGAUUGCACGCUCAUAGCAUGAGCGCCUGAAUGAAAAGCGGCACUGUGCGCUCCAGCCAGGAGUAUUCAUACGUGGGCAGGCUAGAGGGCUUUUUUACGACAUGUGACCGUACCGAGUCGCUUUAUGAGAAAUUUAUUGCGGCUCCACAAACACCUGAUAGGAAUACUAAGACACAGUUGUCACAAGAACAUAGGCGGAUAAAAAAGUAAACGAAAGAUGGACGUCAAGGACCAGGGGGCUCAAAUGGAACCGCUUCUGCCAACGGUACUAACCCCUGGUGGAACCAGAGCUGUGAGGAACGAUGAGGAGGCCGUGGUGGACCGGGGUGGGACACGGUCCAUGCUGAAGACCAACUUUGAGAAGGAGGAGCUGGAAGGUCACCGGACUCUCUACAUUGGUGUGCACGUCCCUCUCGGGAGGAAGCCGCACCGGAGGCACCGGCAUCACGGCCACCGGCACCGGAAGAGGGACAGGGAGCGGGACGCGGGCGUGGACGACGGCAGAGAAUCGCCCAGCUACAACACCCCAUCACAGAGGGUCCAGUUCCUGCUGGGUACAGAGGACGAUGACGAGGAGCACAUCCCCCACGACCUGUUCACCGAGCUGGACGAGAUCUGCCUGCGUGAGGGCGAGGAUGCCGAGUGGAGGGAGACCGCCAGGUGGCUGAAGUUUGAGGAGGACGUGGAGGACGGGGGCGAGCGCUGGAGCAAGCCCUACGUGGCCACGCUGUCCCUGCACAGCCUGUUCGAGCUGCGCAGCUGUAUCCUUAACGGCACUGUGCUGCUGGACAUGAGGGCCAACUCGCUGGAGGAGAUCGCAGACAUGAUCCUGGACCAGCACGAGUCGUCGGGUCAGCUGGGUGAGGAGGUGAGGAAAAAGGUCCGGGACGCCCUCCUGAAGCAGCACCACCACCAGAACCAGAAGAAGCUGGCCAACCGGAUCCCCAUCGUCCGCUCCUUCGCCGACAUUGGCAAGAAGCAGUCCGAGCCCCACUCCAUGGACAAAAACGGCCAGAUGAUCCCGCCCCAGUCCCAGCCCUGCGGCACCGAGGGGAGGGGGGACGUGAGCAGGGAGAACAGCACCGUGGACUUCAGCAAGAUUGACCUUCACUUCAUGAAGAAGAUUCCCCCAGGCGCUGAGGCCUCUAACAUCCUAGUGGGUGAGCUGGAGUUUCUGGACAGGCCUGUGGUGGCUUUCGUGCGCCUCUCCCCUGCCGUCCUGCUCAACGGCCUGGCGGAAGUGCCCAUCACCACCAGGUUCCUGUUCAUCCUGCUGGGGCCGUUGGGGAAGGGGCCGCAGUAUCAUGAGAUCGGCCGGUCGAUCGCCACCCUGAUGACAGACGAGGUAUUCCAUGAUGUUGCCUACAAAGCCAAGGACCGCAACGAUCUGGUGGCGGGCAUCGAUGAAUUCCUGGACCAGGUGACAGUCCUGCCGCCGGGUGAAUGGGACCCGUCCAUCAGAAUAGAGCCGCCAAAAAACGUCCCCUCUCAGGAGAAACGGAAGAUUCCUGCGGUGCCUAACGGCACAACGGAACACGGCGAGCUUGGCGGCCACGGCGGCCCUGAGCUGCAGCGUACCGGGAGGCUGUUCGGGGGGCUGGUUAUGGACCUGAAACGCAAGAUUCCGCACUACCUAUCGGACUACACCGACGCCAUCAGCCUGCAGUGCUUGGCCUCCUUCCUCUUCCUGUACUGCGCCUGCAUGUCACCCGUCAUCACCUUCGGGGGUCUGCUCGGGGAGGCCACGGAGGGACGCAUCAGCGCCAUAGAGUCGCUGUUCGGAGCCUCCAUGACCGGAAUAGCCUACUCCCUUUUUGCUGGGCAGCCUCUCACUAUACUGGGCAGCACGGGGCCGGUGUUGGUGUUCGAGAAGAUCUUGUUCAAAUUCUGCAAGGACUACAGCCUGUCCUACCUCUCAUUAAGAGCCUGCAUAGGGCUCUGGACGGCGUUUCUCUGUCUGCUGCUGGUUGCCACGGACGCCAGCUCGCUCGUCUGUUACAUCACACGCUUCACGGAGGAGGCAUUCGCCGCCCUCAUCUGCAUCAUCUUCAUCUACGAGGCCCUGGAGAAGCUGGUGCACCUGGGCGAAACCUACCCCAUCAACAUGAACAAUAACCUGGACCGGCUCACCUUGUACAGGUGUGUUUGUGUGGAGCCCCCAGAUCCUAGCAACGCCACCCUGAGGUACUGGGAGGAGAACAACAUCACCGCCUCUGAGAUCUACUGGGAAGCCCUGGAGGUCAAGGACUGCAUCGAAAAGCGCGGGGAGUUUGUGGGCAGCGCCUGUGGGCCCCACGGCCCCUACAUCCCCGAUGUCCUCUUCUGGUCCGUCGUGCUCUUCUUCUCCACCGUCGCCAUGUCCGCUUUCCUCAAGGAGUUCAAGACCAGCCGCUACUUUCCCACCAAGGUGAGAGCCAUCAUCAGUGACUUUGCUGUCUUCAUCACCAUACUCACCAUGGUCUUCGUCGACUACGCCAUAGGAGUCCCCUCUCCAAAGCUGCAGGUCCCCAAUAAGUUCAAGCCAACUAGAGACGACCGCGGUUGGCUGAUUAACCCCUUGGGUCCCAACCCUUGGUGGACCACAAUUGUGACGGUCAUCCCUGCCCUGCUCUGCACCAUCCUCAUCUUCAUGGACCAGCAGAUCACUGCGGUCAUCAUCAACAGGAAGGAGCACAAGCUCAAGAAAGGCUGUGGGUACCACCUGGACCUGUUUGUGGUGGGGGUGAUGCUGGGCGUGUGCUCGGUGAUGGGGCUGCCCUGGUUCGUGGCCGCCACCGUGCUCUCCAUCUCCCACGUCAACAGCCUGAAGCUGGAGUCAGAGUGCUCGGCCCCCGGGGAGCAGCCCAAGUUCCUGGGCAUCCGGGAGCAGAGGUUCACCGGCCUGAUGAUCUUCCUUCUCAUGGGCUGCUCCGUCUUCAUGACCUCCGUGCUCAAGUUCAUCCCCAUGCCUGUGCUGUAUGGAGUUUUCCUUUACAUGGGAGCGUCUUCGCUGCGGGGGAUACAGUUCUUCGACCGCCUGAGGCUGUUUGGCAUGCCGGCCAAGCACCAGCCCGACUUCAUCUACCUGCGCCACGUCCCGCUGAGGAAGGUCCACCUCUUCACCACCAUCCAGCUCAGCUGCCUGGUCCUGCUGUGGGUCAUCAAGACCUCCAGGGCAGCCAUCGUCUUCCCCAUGAUGGUGUUGGCCCUGGUGUUCAUUCGGAAGCUGCUGGAUUUCCUCUUCACCAAGAGGGAACUGAGCUGGCUGGACGAUCUGAUGCCCGAGAGCAAGAAGAAGAAGCUGGAGGAUGCUCAGCGGGAGGAAGAGCAAAGCAUUUUGGCCGAGGAGGAGGGGAUUGUACAAGUGCCGUUGGAAGGACAUUACAAGGAUGACCCCUCCACAGUGAACAUAUCUGAUGAGAUGUCCAAAACCUCUUUUGGAAAUGUCUGGAAGACCCUUGGCUCAGAAAACUCCCAAAAGGAUCCAAGUUCAAAAAGCUCCCUUUCCUAACCUCUUAGAAGCUGAUUUCCCAAAGCCUUUCCAAUAGCGGUGUGAGAAGACAAGAGAGGAGGGUGACCAAGGAGAAGAGCUUCGACAGAGAGACGUGUCUGUGACGUUUCCUCCGGCGCUGUGCUCACAGACACAGGAGCUUGGUGUGUCGUAAGAGCAGUGGGUAGAACACUGCUGUACCUGUCGUC